Pelobates fuscus (common spadefoot toad) is the source of this 2401-nucleotide messenger RNA. RefSeq names its product solute carrier family 19 member 1 (gene SLC19A1). Gene Ontology annotation, biological process: folate transmembrane transport. Bases 194 to 1708 code for a protein of 504 amino acids. Gene Ontology annotation, cellular component: basolateral plasma membrane; plasma membrane; apical plasma membrane. The transcript has 6 exons. Gene Ontology annotation, molecular function: folate:monoatomic anion antiporter activity; folic acid binding. Lineage: Eukaryota; Metazoa; Chordata; Amphibia; Anura; Pelobatidae. The record is from RefSeq and is a predicted model, not a curated record.
AAUGACUGAGAAUAAUACUUAGCAUUGGAAGCAGAUAUUCCCAGGCUUGUGUUAAAUACGGCAAGAGAGUACUUCGAAAGGAGCAAGAGUAGAGGUCCGUUAUUCAAGCCGAGGUCGAGGUGAGGAGAAGGAAGGUCAAGCGUUUUCCAGUCCUGUUCAGUACACGUAAUUUUUCACUGACAAUAGAGCUCAGAUGGAGUCAAAUAAAGAAGAGGAUGAAAAGCAGGAUCCUCAGCCUAUUGAACUGCAGUAUUCUCCUGUGGAGGAACAGCAGCCAUCACCGACUGAGGAACCUAAAACUCCUCCUGCAGAACAGAACGAAUGGAAGUUUCUGCUUUUCUAUCUGUGUUUCUAUGGCUUUAUGACACAGUUACGACCUGGAGAAAGCUUCAUAACUCCGUUCCUGUUGAGCCCAGAGAGGAACUUCACGAAACAGCAGGUCACGAAUGAGAUUACACCAGUGCUAAGCUACUCCUAUAUGGCUGUACUUGUGCCAGUUUUCCUGUUGACAGAUUACUUGCGCUACAAACCAGUGCUGAUUCUGCAGAGUUUAAGCCACAUAUCUGUGUGGUUGCUUCUCAUUUUUGGUGCUGAUGUCAUUGCUAUGCAAUUCAUGGAGUUUUUUUAUGGUAUUACCAUGGCAGCUCGUGUUGCCUAUUCUUCGUAUAUUUUCUCACUGGUUACUCCUGCAAAGUACCAGCGGGCAGCAGGGUACUCCCGUUCCUCUAUUCUCAUGGGAGUCUUUACCAGCUCUGUCCUGGGGCAGCUUCUUUUGACAUUUGCAGGUGUCCCUUUCCAAACCCUGAAUUAUAUCUCUUUGGGGUUCAUGAUAUUUGGAUUGAUUCUCACUUUACUCCUGAAACGUCCCAAAAGAAGUCUCUUCUUUAAUAAAGACUUUUCCAAGCAUGUCAAUGGCGGUCAUCCCUCGGAGCUACAGAAGAUGACAUCUGAAACCAGGAAGGGAGGACUGUGCUCUGGAUGGAGGGAGUUUGUAAUUGUCCGCAUGCUAAGAGAAGUGAAGGAAACUUUCCGUCAUCCUCAACUAAGACUUUGGUCUCUCUGGUGGAUUUUUAAUUCAGCUGGGUACUAUUUGAUUUUGUACUAUGUGCAGAUUCUAUGGAAUGAGAUCUAUCCCACCAUAGACAACCGCAAAGUAUAUAAUGGAGCUGUUGAUGCAGUUUCUACCCUCCUCGGUGCCAUCACUUCCUUUUCUGCUGGUUAUUUGAAGAUUCGCUGGAGCCUUUGGUCAGAGUUGGUAAUUGGCCUGGUUACUGCUCUUCAGGCUGGGCUCCUUAUCCUUAUGAAUACUACCAGCAGUAUAUGGGUGUGCUAUGCAGCCUAUGUCCUCUUCAGGAGCUCAUACCAAUUCCUGGUUCCAAUUGCCAUAUUUCAAAUUGCAAGCUCCCUAUCUAAAGAGCUCUGUGCUCUUGUGUUUGGUGUUAACACUUUCUUCGCGACCAUUUUGAAAACUAUAAUCACGAUCAUAAUUGCUGACAAGAGAGGUCUGGCUCUUUCGAUACACCUACAGUUCUAUGUGUACUUCGUUUACUUUACACUCUUGGCUGUGGUUUAUCUUGGGGCUGCUGUCUGGGUCAUUGGCAAAUACAAGCACGAUGAGAAAAAAAAUAAACGUAAACCUCUGCCAGAAAAUAACACCAACGAGACUGCAAUGACAGACAAAGCCACCACUAGUGAUUCCUGCGCAUGAAAACUGCUUCUGACCUCAUAGAAUACUAUGAAUAGGAUUUUUAUAGCCUCCUCUUGUACAUCAGGCUGACCUAUGGCCAGGUAUCUGUCAUUAGGACAGAUCAAGAGAUCGUGACAUCGGCUGAAACGAGUACAUGAAUUCUGUGGGGCCGUUAUUCUUUGAGCAACACCACACAAGACAAAAUGUGAAAAUGAAGGAAGCGCCUUCUGUGAAUCAUUUCCAACAUGUGAUAUGAAUACUGAUCGAAAGACAACGUUAGAUUUGAGGCUUAAACUCAGGGAGAUUGAGUUGCCAAAAACAAGAUCACUACUGUAGAUACACAUAAAAUUUGAAGAAAUAGUCUAGCUCUAGAGACCUGAUUAUAGAAUACAGAGAAAAUGACUUCACCAUCUUAAGUUAAAGUGCCUACUCACUGCAUCAAUCCAUAACGACACUGGAAGACAGACGCACAGCUUGAAGACUGCAGCAUUAUUUGAAUUGUUGCUGUUCUAAAAGGGGUGUUACAUGCCACAUAAUUUUAUCCCUCAGGACCAAUAAUACCUGUGAGAUCAGGGAAAGACACAGAACUGGACAAUCAAAUUACCAAUACCAAAUAUUUUGCUGCUUAAAGGAACAAACUCAUAAAUCACUUCUGCUUGCUGAAGUGCUUUGUGUUAAUAGAAAUCAGUUCUUGAACCCUAAUAUUCUUCCCUG